Messenger RNA from Benincasa hispida (wax gourd), 5490 nucleotides. Its product is annotated as Transducin/WD40 repeat-like superfamily protein. Gene Ontology annotation, biological process: autophagosome assembly. NCBI's taxonomy places the organism in Eukaryota, Viridiplantae, Streptophyta, Magnoliopsida, Cucurbitales, Cucurbitaceae. Gene Ontology annotation, molecular function: protein binding. The record is from RefSeq and is a predicted model, not a curated record.
CCCAAAAUUUGACCAUGCGUACGAAAUUCACAUCUUUGUUGGGGACUGACGAUGGACUUUCCCCUCUUUAGCUUCCUUCUGGUCUGGGGGAAAUGAGAAAACUCUUGGGUUCAAGCCCACUCGAGAUCGUGUUUUGUUUCUUCAUUUCCUUCGUAGACGCGGAGUCAGAGACGGAGUUGGAUAAACCAAAGCAGAUCGAUUGUUAAUUCAACAGCUAUACUCUGUCUAUGUUUAUAUGACGCGGAAGCUUUAAGGCUGAAAUCUCGGUAGAAAAAUGGAGUGGAACACGAUUCAUCAUCUGGAUCUACGGCAUGUAGGGAGAGGUCUAAAACCAUUGCAACCUCAUGCUGCCGCAUUUCAUUCCCAUCAGGCGCUCGUUGCGGUCGCCAUCGGGACUUACAUCGUCGAAUGUGAUGCAUUAACUGGUUGCAAGAUCUCUUCCCUUGACAUUGGGGCUCGAGUUGUUCGCAUGUCUUAUAGCCCCACAAGUGGGCAUGCUGUGAUUGCAAUGCUUGAGGAUUGCACAAUUAGAUCUUGUGACUUUGACUCAGAGCAGACAUGUGUCUUGCACUCCCCUGAAAAAAAGAUGGAACAAAUUUCAUCUGAUACAGAAGUGCAUCUUGCUUUGACACCCCUACAACCUGUUGUGUUUUUUGGAUUCCACAAAAGAAUGAGCGUGACAGUUGUUGGAACGGUUGAAGGGGGUAGGACACCAACAAAAAUUAAGACCGACUUGAAGAAGCCUAUUGUGAAUCUUGCAUGCCAUCCUCGUCUACCUCUAUUGUACGUGGCAUAUGCUGAUGGUUUGAUUCGAGCAUAUAACAUUCAUACUUAUGCUGUUCAUUAUACUCUGCAACUUGACAACACUAUAAAACUCAUUGGUGCUGGAGCAUUUGCAUUUCAUCCAACUCUGGAGUGGAUUUUUGUUGGUGACCGAAGGGGUACUCUUUUGGCAUGGGAUGUUUCAACUGAGAAACCUAGUAUGAUUGGAAUUACGCAAGUAGGUUCUCAGCCAAUUAUUUCAGUUGCUUGGUUACCAAUGCUGCGGUUACUUGUAAGUCUUUCCAAGGAUGGAAACCUCCAAGUUUGGAAAACGCGAGUCAUUCUGAAUCCAAAUAGACCUCCCAUGCAAGCAAAUUUUUUUGAGCCUGCAGUGAUUGAAUCAAUCGAUAUACCUCGCAUCCUUUCUCAGCAGGGUGGAGAAGCAGUUUAUCCCCUACCUAGGAUCAAAGGAUUACAAGUUCACCCUAAACUCAAUUUAGCUGCGUUGCUGUUUGCAAACACGUCAGGUGCUGAUACUGUAAAAAACAGGGCUGCAUACACAAGGGAAGGACGAAAGCAACUAUUUGCAGUUCUGCAAAGUGCAAGAGGAUCUUCUGCAUCUGUUUUGAAAGAAAAGCUUUCAUCCUUGGGUGCGUCUGGAAUAUUGGCUGAUCAUCAACUUCAAGCGCAGCUGCAAGAACAUCAUCUGAAAGGCCAUAGUUCACUUACUAUAUCAGACAUUGCUCGGAAGGCUUUCCUCCACAGUCAUUUUAUGGAAGGCCAUGCAAAAAAUGCUCCUAUUUCUCGGUUACCUAUCAUCACAAUUUUAGAUUCUAAACAUCAUUUGAAGGAUGUUCCAGUUUGUCAGCCCUUUCAUUUGGAGUUGAAUUUCUUCAGUAAAGAAAACCGAGUUCUUCAUUAUCCUGUUAGGGCUUUUUAUGUAGAUGGUCAAAACCUCAUGGCAUAUAAUCUAUGCUCCGGUUCGGAUAGCAUCUAUAAGAAACUUUAUACAUCGAUUCCAGGGAAUGUUGAAUUUCAUCCGAAGUUCAUUGUUCAUAGUACAAAGCAGCGUCUAUUUCUUGUAACUUAUGAGUUUAGUGGGGCCACAAAUGAAGUUGUACUCUAUUGGGAAAAUACUGAUUCUCCAACAGCAAACAGUAAAUGUACCACAGUCAAAGGUCGAGAUGCUGCUUUUAUUGGGCCCAAUGAGAAUCAGUUUGCUAUUCUAGAUGACGAUAAGACUGGACUUGCUUUAUAUAUACUACCAGGAGCAAAGACUUCACAAGAGAAUGACAAUGAAAAAGUUCUUGAAGACAACCACAGUGCAGAUACUAAUAACAAUUCUAUCCGUGGACCUAUGCCAUUUUUAUUUGAAACUGAAGUGGAUCGUAUCUUUCCUACUCCAUUAGAAUCAACAUUGAUGUUUUCAUCACAUGGGGACCAGAUUGGCUUGGCAAAACUGGUUCAGGGACAUCGAAAUUCGACAGCUGAUGGUAACUAUAUACCAACGAAGGGUGAGGGGAGAAAGUCAAUUAAGCUGAGAGUAAAUGAGAUUGUACUUCAGGUUCACUGGCAAGAAACUCUUAGAGGGCUUGUUGCUGGAGUACUAACCACCCAGAGAGUGCUUAUGGUUUCAGCUGAUCUUGAUAUACUGGCAAGGAGUUAUGCAAAAUUUGAUAAAGGAAUUCCUUCAUAUCGAUCCCUGCUGUGGAUUGGACCUGCACUCGUUUUUUCUACAGCAACAGCGAUUAGUGUGCUUGGCUGGGAUGGAAAGGUGAGGACCAUUCUUUCAAUCAGUAUGCCUUAUGCAGUUCUUGUCGGUGCUUUGAAUGAUCGCUUAUUGCUUGCAAAUCCAACAGAGAUAAAUCCCAGACAGAAGAAGGGCGUGGAGAUAAGGAGUUGUCUUGUUGGACUUCUUGAACCUCUUCUUAUUGGUUUUGCUACAAUGCAACAACGAUUUGAGCAGAAGCUUGAUCUUUCAGAAAUAUUAUAUCAAAUCACAUCAAGAUUUGACAGCUUGCGUAUCACUCCAAGGUCUCUUGAUAUUUUAGCUGGUGGUCCUCCUGUCUGUGGAGACCUUGCAGUGUCCUUGUCCCAAGCUGGUCCACAGUUUACGCAGGUGUUGCGGGGUAUAUAUGCUAUUAAAGCUCUUCGUUUUUCUACUGCUUUAUCUGUUUUAAAGGAUGAAUUCUUACGAUCUAGAGAUUACCCAAGAUGCCCUCCAACCUCUCAUUUGUUCCAUCGGUUUCGGCAGUUGGGUUACGCAUGUAUAAAGUUUGGUCAAUUCGAUAGUGCCAAAGAAACUUUUGAAGUUAUAGGAGACAAUGAAAGCAUACUUGAUUUAUUUAUCUGCCACCUUAACCCCAGUGCAUUGCGGCGUUUAGCUCAAAAAUUGGAAGAGGAUGGCACAGAUUCUGAACUGAGGCGAUAUUGUGAGCGAAUUUUAAGGGUCCGAUCUACAGGAUGGACACAAGGCAUUUUUGCAAAUUUUGCUGCCGAGAGCAUGGUUCCCAAAGGUCCAGAAUGGGGUGGUGGAAACUGGGAAAUCAAAACUCCCACCAACUUGAAGGCUAUACCACAAUGGGAACUGGCUGCAGAAGUGACGCCAUAUAUGAAAACAGAUGAUGGUUCUAUUCCUUCGAUUGUGGCGGAUCAUAUCGGUGUUUACCUUGGCUCAGUUAAAGGUAGAGGCAGUAUUGUUGAAGUAGUAAGUGAGGACAGCCUGGUCAAAUCUUUUACACCGGCUGGUGGAAAUGUUGACAAGGCCACUGGGCUUCAAACACCCUUAGCAAAAUCCAUUUCUAAUAAAUCCAAGGUAUCUUCUGAUGGCGAGUCAAAGGAUAAUUUGAUGGGUCUGGAAUCUCUUAUGAAACAAUCUUCUAGUUCAGCCUCUGCAGAUGAACAGGCUAAAGCAGAAGAAGAGUUCAAGAAAACGAUGUAUGGUACUGCUAAUGAUGGUAGCAGCAGUGAUGAAGAGAAUGUUUCAAAAACACGAAAGCUGCACAUUAGAAUACGAGAUAAACCAGUUACAUCUCCAACAGUUGAUGUGAAAAAGAUUAAAGAAGCUACGAUGCAAUUUAAACUCGGGGAAGGAUUUGGUCCACCCAUUAGCAGAACAAAGUCAUUGACUGGCAGCACCCAGGACCUUGUGCAAAACUUAUCUCAACCUCCUGCUACAACUGCUUUAACAGCUCCAAUUGUUUCUGCCGCCCCCGUUGAUCCUUUUGGUACAGAUUCAAUGAUGCAACCUGCACCAGUCCUACAGCCUUCUACCCAGGGCACGACUGCCGGAGUUGCGGCCAGACCCAUUCCAGAGGACUUUUUCCAAAAUACAAUUCCUUCUCUUCAGAUUGCAGCUUCCCUUCCUCCUCCUGGAACUUACCUUUCACAGUUAGAUCCAGCUUCCCGUGGAGUUGAGAGCAACAAGAUCUCUUCCAACCAGGCCAAUGCACCUGAAGUUAAUGUUGGCCUUCCAGAUGGUGGUGUUCCCCCUCAAGCCUCUCAGCAACCGGCUGUACCAUUCGAAUCAAUUGGACUACCUGAUGGUGGUGUACCACCACAAUCCUUGGGUCAGCCCAUUGCCAUGCUGCCUUCAGUUCAGCCAGUUCAACCAGCUCAGCCUUCACUUCCUUCUCAGCCUAUUGAUCUCAGUGUCCUAGGAGUUCCAAAUUCUGUUGAUUCUGGAAAGCUGCCUCCACCUCAAGCAACUUCUGUGCGACCUGGACAGGUUCCCCGUGGUGCUGCUGCUUCCGUAUGCUUCAAGACUGGGUUAGCGCAUCUAGAGCAGAAUCAUCUUUCAGAUGCUUUGUCUUGUUUUGAUGAAGCUUUUCUGGCACUUGCCAAAGACCAUUCUCGAGGAGCUGAUAUUAAAGCUCAAGCAACCAUAUGUGCUCAGUACAAGAUAGCUGUGACUCUUCUUCAGGAAAUUGGACGAUUACAAAAGGUACAAGGACCAAGCGCACUCAGUGCCAAAGAUGAGAUGGGCAGACUAUCACGCCAUUUAGGUUCUUUGCCUCUUCUGGCAAAGCAUCGGAUAAAUUGCAUUCGAACUGCCAUAAAACGGAAUAUGGAGGUUCAAAAUUUCGCCUAUUCUAAACAGAUGCUUGAACUUCUCUUCUCCAAAGCUCCUGCAAGCAAGCAAGAUGAGUUAAGGAGCCUCAUUGACAUGUGUGUUCAAAGGGGUUUGAUGAACAAGUCCAUCGAUCCACAGGAAGAUCCCUCGAUGUUUUGUGCAGCCACCCUCAGCCGAUUGUCAACGAUUGGUUAUGAUGUAUGCGACCUCUGUGGUGCUAAAUUUUCAGCUCUAACGUCUCCUGGAUGCAUAAUCUGUGGCAUGGGAAGCAUAAAAAGAUCAGAUGCUCUUGCAGAACCUGUACCUUCACCGUUUGGCUAAACCAAUUUGGCACUGCUUCAAAGAUGAACGUUCAUGGUUUUGGCCAUUAGUGAGUUUGCUUGCAUAUUCCCCAACAAAUCCCCAACACGGCUGAACAGAAUACAUUUGAAGAACUGAUCGAGUUGUUGUAUUAUAUUAUAUAGUUUGUAUGUUUGUAUGUGGGUUUCUUCUUUUCCCUUCCCUCCAUUUUUUGGCCUCUAUUGGGAUCGUUUGUUUUAAUAUAAGUUCCUUCCAUGUAAUUUCUUUGUAGUAAAUGAUUGGUAGCAUUGGCUCAGUUUUGUACAUUUCAUUUACUCUAGUGAGACUAAAGCCUAUUAUUAAAUGUUUUCCCCCUC